This is a messenger RNA of Colletotrichum paranaense, 483 nucleotides long. RefSeq lists its product as uncharacterized. The transcript has a single exon. Bases 1 to 483 code for a protein of 160 amino acids. The record is from RefSeq and is a predicted model, not a curated record. Lineage: Eukaryota; Fungi; Ascomycota; Sordariomycetes; Glomerellales; Glomerellaceae.
AUGGCUUCCCUCGCAACCUCGAUGCUUCCCCAGCCCAGAUGCUGCCAACCCAUUCUCUCCAUCGGUCACCAGUCUUCGAUCAUCGGUCCUCAGGUCCGCCCAAUACCACCAGCCAUGCUGCCUGCCGCCCUCUCAGCGCCCAACCGCCGACUCGUGUACGGCCCCAUUGAUUCUUUCUCUUAUGCCCAGUGGCAUGUAGUCGGACCAAGUCGGGUUCUUGCAGGGCACCAAUCGCACCGACGCCAUCAUUGCGGCACACAACCUAUGUACACAUCUCCUCGGGCUAGACUGGGCUACUGCACCUCUCAGACACUGACCUCGGGAGGAGCCAUGCCAUCCCGUCCCAUCCCAUAUCGGCGUCGGCCCAACCUCCGCCCACCUUACCAACUCCCUCUCACCGGAAUUUUCGCCCGAACACUCCAUUCGGCGGUUACAUUAGAUGGCACAGCAAGUCGUUCCACGGAAGACGCUUUGCUGACAUGA